Molecule: messenger RNA, 396 nt
Organism: Polychytrium aggregatum
Lineage: Eukaryota; Fungi; Chytridiomycota; Chytridiomycetes; Polychytriales
Exons: 2
Coding region: 1-396 (131 amino acids)
Source: RefSeq, a predicted model, not a curated record
AUGGCCAAGUCCACCCACUCGAAAAUCAAGCGCAAGUUCCGCGCCAUCAAGCGAACUGCCGUGUUUGCUCCCGUCGAGUCCGAGAGACUGAAGCGGCUGGCUCAAAAGCAGGCCGAGGCGGCACUCAAGUCGCCUGCCCACAUCGAUGCCAACACCACCAUGGAGACCGAGGCCGCAGAGCCAGAGCAGGACGAGCGGGUAGGCCGGCGAUCGAACCGAGAACAAGAGUCAUCCGAGAGCAUGCAGACCGAUGGCCAGGCAAAGUCGCUCGGCCAGACGAGCAAGCUGGAGAAGGAGCGACUGUUCAUGAACAAGAACCAGUUCAAGCGCAAGAUGAAGGCCAAGGCCAUCAGCAAGGCAGGCCGCAAGUCGGGCAAGAUUACCAAGCGAAAGUAA